Geosmithia morbida is the source of this 1530-nucleotide messenger RNA. RefSeq names its product Major Facilitator Superfamily. The record is from RefSeq and is a predicted model, not a curated record. Lineage: Eukaryota; Fungi; Ascomycota; Sordariomycetes; Hypocreales; Bionectriaceae. The coding region runs from base 1 to 1530 and encodes 509 amino acids. Gene Ontology annotation, biological process: transmembrane transport. Gene Ontology annotation, molecular function: transmembrane transporter activity. Gene Ontology annotation, cellular component: membrane. The transcript is spliced from 6 exons.
AUGCAAUCAUCAUACGACGAAAAGAGCACCAAGCUCGACGGUAUUAAUACCGCAUUUGAGACUCGAGCUCCCGACAGGCCGGACGAUGAUGUCGACCAGGCCUGGAAGUUCCUGAAUGAACACCGCAAUGAAGCAUCAGAGCAAGCCCCAGUCGAUAUGACAGCAUUGCGUCAUAAGAUCGACUGGCACAUCGUCCCACUCAUGUUUUGCUGCUAUACAAUGCAAUUCCUGGACAAGGUCAUCCUCAAUUAUGCUGCCGUCAUGGGCCUUACUAAAGACCUAAAGCUUAAGGGCAACGAGUUUUCGAAUAUUGCCACGUUCCUCUUCGUUGGUUUGCUCUGCUUUGAGGUUCCAAACAUCUGGUUUCUUCAGAUGGUCCCAGCUGCUAAAUGGCUAGGCUUGAACGUUACUCUAUGGGGCGUGGCUACUGCUUGUGGCGCGGCUGCUUCAGAUUAUCGGUCGCUCCUUGUAUCCCGAGUCUUCCUAGGAAUAUUUGAAGCUACUAUCGGGCCUUCUCUCAUGCUCAUCAGCAGCCAAUGGUACACAAAGAGAGAGCAAGCUCCCCGAUUCUCGUUUUGGUACCUCGGCCUCGGUCUUGGCCAGAUUCUCGGAGGUGCCAUAUCUUAUGGCUUCCAGCACGUCACUCCCGGAUCUUCACUGGCCGGCUGGCGCAUUAUGUUCGUGGUCCUUGGCGUACUGACCGCCGUCAUUGGCCUGUCCGUGUUCACUUUGAUGCCCGACACCCCGAUGAAGGCAACCUGGCUUAGCGAUAAUGAAAAGGUGGCGUUGCUCAAACAUGUCAGUGUCAAUCAGACGGGCAUUGAGAGCCGUAAGUUCCGGCCUCGCCAGAUACUGGAGGCUCUCUGUGACCCUCAGAUGUAUCUCUUGACCUUGUCUGUCGUUUUGCUAUCUGUUUCCAGCGGCAUCGUCACGACCUAUUCUUCAACUCUAAUUCUCAAUAUCGGAUACGACCCCAAGCAUGCAGCCUUGAUGAAUAUGCCAUCUGGUGCCGUCAGCAUUUUUUUCACACUGCUCGUUGGUUUUGGUGUUCGCUUUGGCUCUCACCGCUGGGCGUGGAUCAUCAGCUGUAUUAUCCCUGCCAUACUCGGUGGAGCCUUGAUGUCGUUCCUCCCUGCUACUAAUAGAUCCGGGGUUCUUGCUGGUGUCUACCUUGUCAAUGCAGUUGUCGCGCCCCUGACCCUCUUCUACAGUUGGACUGCGGCCAACUUCGGUGGUGCCACCAAGCGUGCGUUUGCCACUGCCAUCAUAAGUGGCUCCUUUUCUCUUGGAAACAUUAUAGGCCCUCAAACCUUCCGGGCUCGUGAUGCUCCUCAAUACCGCCCAGCCAAACUAGCCGUCAUGGGAACCCAAGCUGGCUGCGCCUUCACAACCUUUUUACUUUUCCUCUACUACCUGUGGUCUAACAAGAGACGCGGUGCUCGAAAGGAUACGGAGGAUGCAUUUAUGAGUCCAGAUUCUUGGACAACGCUCACAGACAAAGAGAACAAGAAUUUUCGAUAUGCCUAUUAG